Messenger RNA from Amaranthus tricolor (Joseph's coat), 2780 nucleotides. Its product is annotated as CSC1-like protein At4g35870. The transcript has a single exon. The coding region runs from base 285 to 2687 and encodes 800 amino acids. NCBI's taxonomy places the organism in Eukaryota, Viridiplantae, Streptophyta, Magnoliopsida, Caryophyllales, Amaranthaceae. The record is from RefSeq and is a predicted model, not a curated record. Gene Ontology annotation, molecular function: calcium-activated cation channel activity. Gene Ontology annotation, cellular component: plasma membrane.
AAAAACAAGAAAACCAAUAAAAAAAGGAGUUCCUUAAAAUAAACGACCUCCAUAGUUUCCCCAUCCGGCAUCUCUUCAGCUUCCUCUUUCUCCGUCUUCCCUCGAACCCCAUCAAUUUCCUAUUUUCUAUACCCUAAAUCGUAAAUUCAUCAGAAAUCCCCAAAUUCCCAAUUCAAUUCUAACUCUAAUGAUUCACUUUUUCCAUUCACCUCUUAAUAAACCCUAAUUUCUUCCUUCUCAAAUCUUCCAAUUAAGGAAGGGAGGAUAAUUCAAGAACUCCAUCAAUGGCGACAAUUUCUCCAUCGCCUCCUCCUCCUUCCUUUGACGAUUUCACAUGGUACGGAAACAUCCAGUACCUUCUCAAUAUCUCCGCCAUUGGAGCUCUUUCUUGCCUCGGUAUCUUCCUUCUCGUCAAGCUUCGCAGCGAUCAUCGCCGCAUCCCCGGACCUUUCUCUCUCUUCUCGAAGCUUCUAGCAGUUUGGCAUGCUACUGCUAAAGAGAUCGCCCUACAUUGUGGUGCUGAUGCUGCGCAAUUCCUCGUCAUUGAAGGUGGUACUUUCGCUACCCUUUCUGCAACUUCUUUAAUUGCACUUUGUGCUGUUUUGCUCAAUAUAUAUGGUGGUAGUGCUGUAAUGGAUGAUGUUUUUACUAAAACUACAAUUACUCACAUCACAAAAGGUUCAUUUUUUUUAUGGGUUCAUUUUGUUUUCAUGGUUGGUAUUGUUUAUUUGGUGCAUAAAGGUGUUUUUAAGAUUGAAGAAUGGUUGAAAUUUACUAGAUUUAGAGAUGGAUUUGGAAAUCCUAGUGACCCUAGUGCAAUUUCUAGUGCAAUUUAUACUAUUAUGGUUCAAGGUGUGCCCAAGAGUUUAGCUAAUGAUAAGACUCCUUUUGAAGAGUAUUUUCAGUACAAGUAUCCUGGCAAAGUCUUUAAGGUGAUUGUUCCUAUGGAUUUGUCUAAGUUAGAUGAUUUGGUGGAGGAUUUGGUCAAGGUUAGGGAUGAGAUUUCGAAGUUGGUAGCGAAAAUGGAUGCAAGUUUUGUGUAUGAUGAUGGUGAAGAUGGGGGAUAUUUAGGAGAUUACUCUGAGGGUGGGAAUGGUGUUUGGGGGAAGGUGAGGCAGUUGUGGGGCCAGGUUUGUGAUAGAUUUAAUCUCACUGAUGAGAAAAGGCUGAGGAGAUUGCAGGAGUUGAGAGCUGAUCUUGAGAUGCAAGUGGCUGAAUAUAAGGAGGGACGAGGGCAAGGAGCUGGCGUUGCUUUCGUGAUUUUUAAGGAUGUGUAUACAGCGAAUAAGGCUGUUCAGGAUUUAAGGGUGGAGAAACGAAUGAGGAUUGGGAGGUUUUUCUCUCUAACCGAGUUGCAAUUGGAAAGGAAUCAAUGGAGAGUGGAACGAGCACCAUUGGCAACUGACAUUUAUUGGAACCAUUUAGGUUCGACAAAGCUAUCAUUGAAGUUGCGGAGAGUUUUUGUUAACACCCUUUUACUAUUGAUGCUGUUGUUCUUCAGCUCCCCUUUAGCAGUAAUAACUGCUUUACAUAGUGCAGGAAGGAUUAUUAAUGCACAAGCCAUGGAUAGUGCUCAAUCAUGGUUUUCAUGGUUGCAAAGCUCGAGUUGGAUUGCAGCAAUAGUUUUUCAGUUCUUGCCCAAUGUACUUGUGUUUGUGAGUAUGUAUAUACUCAUCCCUGCCGCUCUGUCUUACCUCUCUAAAUUUGAAAAACACCUUACUGUUUCCGGGGAACAAAGGGCAGCUCUAAUAAAAAUGGUUUGCUUCUUUUUGGUAAACCUUAUAGUCUUAAGGGGUUUGGUUGAAUCCUCUCUUGAGAGCACUAUCUUGAGUAUGGGGCGCUGUUAUUUGGAUGGCGAAGAUUGCAAGAGGAUAGAGCAGUAUAUGAGCGCCUCCUUUUUGGCAAAAUCAUGCGUGUCUUCUCUUGCGUUUCUGAUUACUUGCACUUUCUUGGGCAUAUCAUUUGAUUUACUUGCCCCAAUACCAUGGAUAAAGAGGAAUUUGCAGAAAUUCCGUAAGAAUGAUAUGCUUCAAUUAGUGCCUGAACAGACCGAAGACUUUCCACUCGAGAGUGAAGGAUUUGAUACCCUUCGUAGACCUUUGAUAUCUGAAGAAGCUUUCGAGCCUGCCAUUAGAAAUGGUGGAAGGUUGAAUGUAAUCGACUUACAAGGACACGAUCUAUCUGAGUAUCCAGUUAGCAGAGCUUCACCAGUCCCCAAGCAAAAGUUCGACUUUGCACUAUAUUAUGCAUUUAACCUCACAAUAUUUGCCCUUACAAUGAUCUAUUCCUCAUUUGCACCCCUUGUGGUUCCCGUUGGUGCUGUAUACUUUGGAUACAGAUACAUGGUUGACAAGUACAACUUCUUAUUUGUGUACCGAGUUCGGGGAUUUCCCGCAGGCAACGAUGGAAAAUUAAUGGAUAUCGUUUUGUCAAUUAUGCGUUUCUGUGUGGACCUUUAUCUGAUCUCGAUGCUUAUCUUUUUUUCGAUCCAUGGAGAUUUGUUGAAAUUACAAGCUAUAUUCACUUUAGGUGUAUUAGUGAUCUAUAAAUUGUUGCCUUCAGGUAGUGAUGGUUUUCAACCAGCUAUCUUGCAAGGUGUGCAGACUGUUGAUCGUGUCUUCGAAGGGCCAAUCGAUUAUGAGGUCUUCUCACAGCCUCGGUUCGAUUGGGACACGAUUUAUAGUUAAUCUUUGGCUUGCAGAUUAUUCUCCUCUGUUCAUAAUGUAUAAUUCUCUCAUGAGUUUGCAAGUGGAGUAAAGAUCACAAUUUUUUCUCUUGUA